UGUAGGUACAGCCGCUGGAUGGGAAAUGGGAAAUUACAUGUUAACAACCAAAGUGACAGCAACAAAAAAUAUAGUAAAAUGUAACAGGGAUCAGGCUUAUGGCCGCGUUCAUGACGCUCGGUGCACUUUUUGUAACGACUUUUAAAAGCUUCCGUCACCGUUGGUCGGCUAACGUUAGCGAACUAGCGGGAUAGCCCAUGUAAGCAAAAGCUACUGAGGUUAGAUGGCCAGUUUGAUCGAGGACUUCUUGUACAGUAUGUAAAACAUGGGGAGCAUCCGGGAGGAGAAGGACGUGUCGUGAAAGGUGCUGUGUCCUGUCACGUUUUUACAUAUUAUGGGAAUUAAGUAGUGUUAAUGUUGUGAUGUUGCCUGGAGCUGUAGUGAGCGCUCGCUCGACAGUACCUAAAAAAAUCAAGACUAGUAGGCUGUCUAUUCAUUAAAUGUUAGUCACGUGUGUGUGGUUGCUAACGAGUAGGUAAAUGUAUCAUAUGGGCAACACAAUUUCAUACUACUGUACUUCAGUAUAACUAACGAUAGCUAAUUCCAUUUCGAUGCAUGUGUUUUAUGCCGUAUUAAUGGUUCAUUUGGAGAAGGGAAUGGAUUAAGCAAUGAAUGCAUGAGUUAUGGCACAACAGUUACUAGUGGAUAUUGUAUACAUGAGCAAUAUAAUAAGACCCCUGCGAUGUGAUAGGAAACUUUACUAUAAUGUUCACUUUACUACGCUUCUAUUCAAGAGGUCCAUUUUGUAGUGUCACUAAUGGCUGUAAACACAAAAGAAAAGAGGUAUUUGGACAUUAACCUGCAACUUAGCCUGUUUUCUAUUAUUCUUCGUUACUGUACUGUGCAGUUUUGUUGUUGAGGGUGUGGUUGACACUAAAGGACAUCCAAUACAAGAGAGUCAAAUAUCAUAAUAACAGGUUUUGACUGACACAGCCUAUUUAUGUGUUUAUUAUUGGAUGUAGUUUGCAUUGGUGCAGAACAGCACUGCACUAUGAGAGCCCUUUCUAACAUGUCGCCCGUCAUUCCUAAUGUGGAUGAAAUGAGAUAAUACCUGCAGAUUCAAGUACGACUCCACUAUAGUAAACUACAGUGGAGCCUGUUUAUGUUGACGGCCCUCGGAGUGGCUGAUUCGUGUCAAGGUGAACACGCACAUUUAUUGACUUUCACCAGAGACAUAAGGGGAUUGGAUGAUGUGUUUCAUCAAGCUCAGAGUGCAGCACCAAGCUUCAGCUAUGAAAGGCGGCUGUACAAUCUGUAAAGCAGCAGCAUGCUUCAUCAUCACCGGAUGACUGCUCCAUCCAAACAAUACGAGCGAGAACAGUUGUCACGUCAUCAUACAGCCAUGGGCAUCUGUGCAUCUGCGUGCAAGAUGUUGCGCAGGGGGAAGUACUUUUUCCUGCUGCUCCUCUGUUUGUCUGUGCUUGCAUGGAUCACCAUGUUUUCAGGGGAAACAGUCAAACCUGUUCCCGUCUCCUCGGUGGCGGCGCAAAUUCUUGUUAAACCGGAGAGCACGCACGAUACGCCUCACUCGUGGACGUCAGUGGUAGAUAACUCAAUUACUCCAACACCUGUACAGGAGUGUCCUCAGGAGUCGCCGCUGCUAGAAGGCGCACUGAAGCUGAACUUUAAGCCCUCCCUGACACUGAAGGACGUGGAGGCCGAAAACAAGCGAGUGGCUCAAGGCCAGUUUGAACCUUCAUACUGCACGGCCAGGCAGAACGUGGCCAUCCUUAUUCCCCAUCGCAACCGAGAGCGGCACCUCCUCUACCUGCUGCACCACCUGCACCCCUUCCUGCAGAGGCAGCAACUCCACUAUGCAGUUUAUGUUAUCCAGCAGGCUGGUGAUGCCACUUUUAACCGUGCCAAAUUACUCAACGUGGGUUACUUAGAGGCACUUAAGGACUACAAAUGGGACUGUUUCAUUUUCCAUGAUGUGGACUUGGUUCCUGAAAACGACCACAAUCUCUAUAUCUGCGAUACUCAACCCAAACACCUGGUGGUCGGGCGCAAUUCCACCGGAUACAAGCUGCGUUACAAAGGCUACUUUGGAGGCGUAACAGCCAUGAGCAGAGAGCAGUUCCGUCAAGUCAACGGCUUUUCAAACGCGUACUGGGGUUGGGGUGGAGAAGACGACGACCUCUGUGCCAGGGUGGAGCUCCAGAAAAUGAAGAUUGUACGGCCGCCUGCUGACAUUGCCCGAUACACAAUGGUAUUUCACAAACGGGACAGCGGCAAUGAAGUCAACAAAGACAGGAUGAAGCUUUUGGGACGGACACCUAUUGUAUGGAAAAGGGAUGGACUCAAUAGCUGCUCAUAUAAGACCUUGUCAGUGGAGAGGCCGCCGCUUUAUGUCAAUGUGACCGUGGACAUUGGGAAGCCACAGAGCUGAGGUUUUUAAAUCAGCUCACGUUACAGCAUUUUCAAAUCAUAACUGGUUACCACAAGAGCGCCAAACUCCAACCACAUCGUGUGUAAGACAUAACACGUGCACGUUCGCUGGUGCAAUGUGAAAGGCGAUGGAUGCUGUGUUCAAAUCUGAUGAAUUCUUUGUCUCGUAUGUUAAUGCAACAUUUCAGCUGGGGGGGGUGGUCCAAUGUGAUUUUUUUUUUUUUUUUCUUCAUGGCACCCCUGGCUGUGUUGUAGAACAGUCACACACAUUUCAAAGGCUCUUCAUGUGAAUCUCUAAGUGCCCAAAUAUAGACACAGUACUGUUUGGUUAUUAAGUAUCGAAUGUGACUUGUCAUUUUUUUUGUCUUUUUUUUUUUUUGUUCAGCAAAAGGCUUUUUUUAAGCUCAUUUGCACUUUUUAACAUUUCAGCUCCAUAUUUUGUCUACACACUUCUCAACGUAUCUGUGACCAAAUGUCUUUUGAGAGGAGACUGAACUGCCUAGCUGAGAUCAAAUUCACGUUUGAAGUUGAACACGGGAGGGAAUUAUGUUUUGAGACACUUAAGCUGAUCAAAAGGCAACCUUGAUAUUAUUUCUGGACUGACACGGAUUGAAUCUAAGUUCAGUAAAAGUAGCAAUACAACAAAAGUACUCAGUGGGAACUGAGAAUUGUCGAGUAAUGUUUGUUUCAACACUAAAAGAUGGGCCCCAUGUAUGAAUUGACCAUUUAGAUGUAAUUAUUCUUGGCUGAUUAUUCUGGAAUCAUCAAUACACUUAGACUUAGAGUAGUGAUGUUCAGCGGAAUUAUUCCAAUGUUGUAUACUACUACUGUAUACUGUAUACUAUUUACGUCUAUAGUUCAAAUUGUGAAUCUCGGAUGGGUAAACAAGUUCCAAAAUCUCGCCAGUGAUAUAACAAGUGACCUUGUAGGAUUUGGUGGAUGCUGUAAAACCUUUCAUCAAAUCACCUCAAUAAAAAUAGUCAUAUUACUUGACUGCCUCUUGUUAGUAAGCAAGGACUUCUUUUUAUCCUGUAAAGUAAGCCAGAAUAAGACUUGUUACUAUAUUUAUAUAGUAUAGUAUAUUAUCUAUAGUUGACUUGGGUGGUGGAUUAUUAUUUAUUACCUUACAAUGUGACCAAUCAAAAUAACCUGUUACUUAGUAUGUAGACAUAACUGCACGAGUCUUGACAUGCACAUAUCAGUUUAUGUCACCAUCCAACCUUUGAAUGACACCUCCCGAUCAUUCCAGAUGCAUUGCCAAUCCAGAAGGACUGAUUUUGCUGUUUUAUUUUGAAUUUGAGAAUGUCAUUGGUGGAUGUAUUAUGGGAGAAGACAUUAUGACUGAAUAUGAUACAUUUUAUUACUACAAAAAAGUAAAUGUCUAAUAAACUAUUAUUUUCUUAUUGUCA
This is a messenger RNA of Dunckerocampus dactyliophorus (ringed pipefish), 3797 nucleotides long. It is a transcript of the gene b4galt4, whose product is annotated as UDP-Gal:betaGlcNAc beta 1,4- galactosyltransferase, polypeptide 4. Bases 1268 to 2389 code for a protein of 373 amino acids. Gene Ontology annotation, molecular function: glycosyltransferase activity. The transcript has 7 exons. NCBI's taxonomy places the organism in Eukaryota, Metazoa, Chordata, Actinopteri, Syngnathiformes, Syngnathidae. The record is from RefSeq and is a predicted model, not a curated record. Gene Ontology annotation, biological process: carbohydrate metabolic process.